Patella vulgata (common limpet) is the source of this 3537-nucleotide messenger RNA. RefSeq names its product tubulin epsilon and delta complex protein 1. NCBI's taxonomy places the organism in Eukaryota, Metazoa, Mollusca, Gastropoda, Patellidae. The record is from RefSeq and is a predicted model, not a curated record. Bases 143 to 1474 code for a protein of 443 amino acids. The transcript is spliced from 8 exons.
CUCAUCAACAACGAUCAAUUAUGAAGAUGUUAAGAGUUUACAGUUCAGAAUCCAAAGAAAAUGCCUUGAAAACUUCACAGUUGCGCUCAUAAAAUUAUUUAAUUGAUAUACAUAUGAAUCAUACAAAGUAUCACUAUUAAAUAUGGCUCAUGUUAGAGAGACUAUAAAAUUGCUUUCCAAAAUACUGCUGCAAAAUGGAACGAGUGAAAUUUCUCCAGAAAUGUUCAGACAGGCAAAAUUCAACAAAAAAGAGGCUGCACCAGUGUUAUGGAAAUUAAUGUUCCAGUUGGUAUAUUUUUGUAACUUUGGAAUUAUUGAUGAAUCCGCAGUCAAAGCUGAAACAGAGUUAACACAGGAGGAAAGGUGUGUGUAUGUAAAACAAGAAUUACAAAAAUGGGGAUAUCUAUUACCAGAUUUUGCAUGUUUAUCACCAGACGGCAAUACUGGAAGUCGUGAGCUAUUAUUAGCUCUAGCCUGGUUGAUCUGUAAGGAAGAUAUUAUGGAGAAAUUUAUGAACAACUGUACUUCACCAAUAGAGUAUGAUUCUAAUUUACUAUUUGAGGAGGAAAUGAAAUUAGCACCGUCUGUUAAGAAAUGUGAUAUAAAAGAACCAAGUUGUAAAGUACAAAAGCUGCUGAUGUUAAAUGGUAAACUACAGUUAAAUCUGAGAAGAUUAUAUUCUUUACAGAUUCAAGAUGUUAAUCUUAGCCACAAGGUUCAUGAAUCUACACAGGGUGUAUCAAUGACAUCUUAUAGAAACCAUUUAACACCUAUGGAAGUUCGACUACUCAGACAUCCAGCUCACUUAAAAAAGAUGCUGCAUUUAUUAGAAAAAGACAAUGAAAGAAUACAGAAUUUAUUAUUAUGGAAAGAUCAGGAACAUAUAUUUUGGCAUUGGAUGGAAAGUGUACUUGAAUUAAAACUAAGUGAAGAAGAUAUCUCUACAUCGCAUAGAGGAAUACCUGUAUAUUUAAAUCUACCAUCUGAUUGUAAUGAAAGAAUAAACAGUACAAGACAACAUUUAGUAGAAACUAUUUUACAAUAUGAAGAUAUAAUAGAUCAAUUAGAAAAUCUAUGGACAAGAAAGCAUGAAGAUAUCAGUGAACAAGAUUUAGAUAAUUUAUUGACAUCCAUCAAUAUGGAAAUAGCACUACAACGAGCUAACUUAUCACUAUCUGCUACUGAAACUAUGUUAAAACCUCCAAAAGAAACCAGAUUUAUUCUACAAGACAGAACAAAGAAAACUGCUGCCAGACAAUCCAAACAUCUGGCUCCUGCUUUUUCAAUUGGACAAGGAGAUGGUCAAAGUGUUGAUAUUAAUGUAGCUAUUGUUGAUAUUGAGAGACGUAUAGAAAAUUUAGAACAUGAUUUAUUGGUUGAUCAAGGUAUUUGUAAAACAGAAGUGGAAAAUCUGGCCAGUAAAAUACCAGAUACUAUCUGUAUUCCACCUCUAGCAUUUAAAAGACGGGUUUGAAUCUCAAUUUUUUAAUUGGAAAACCUUACAUUCCUCAACAUGAUUACUCUAUUUUACAAAAAUCAAAAUGUAUAAUUUUUAAUUUAUUUGUUUCUUGUCCAUUGUUGUUGUUGAAAUAUUUUAGGUUUUUUAAACAUUAAAUGAAAUUUAAUAUUGUAGAUAAUAUUUUCAUGUAAUAAUAUGGAAGUUGCAUUAAUUUAAUUUCACAACCUAGUUAGUUAUUUAAAUGAAAUGAAUAGUAGUAUGUCAACCAUAGAAUUCACAUUUUAUUAAAUUCAUGGUUCAAGUCUCUGAAUGUCAUUUAAAGAAUCCUUUGCAAACUACAUAUUGUGAAAAUUGAAUCUCUAAAAAGAAUGUAAACCUAAAAAAACAGUCAGUAUUCGCUAUCAUCGGCAGAAGAUAUAAAAUGGGAUAUGGUAAAAAGUGAGCACCACCUGCUAUUGUUUUUAUGGCCGUCUUAUUAAUCCAUUUGAAACCAAGUUGGAAGAUUAUCAAGUGUUGAUGUUUUGAUUUGUUAAUUAAAUGUUAAAUAAUCAUUUUAAGUACAUUUUAAAAUGGAUUAAUCUGUGAAAUAUAUAUUUAUAUAUAUACAUGUAUAUAUAUUUUUUUUUCUAAAAAUGCAAAUGAUGUAUAGAGACUUUCCAUAUUUUUCUGUAUAUGUUUUAGAUUUUAAUUACGAAUAGAAUUAAAUAUUUUAACAAUUUAGGUAGAUAUUGCUUUGGAUUAAAGAUACAUUAUGUAAGAUUUAGAUCAAGAGCUGACCAUUCUUGCUAUAAUAAUUAAAAAAUGGAUAAUGUAAAAUGAAAAUAUUACAAAUUUCAUUCAAAUUACUUCAUUCUGAGCCAAGUUUGUAGCUUUGGCAAGAUGUGUGCAUAGUGGCAACCAGGGCACUGGUAUAUUCGAAACUUGACCUCGCUUUCCCAUUUUUUAAUUAAGUUUUAAAAUGGUGAACCGUUCUAAUCUACUUAAAAUCUUGAGUAUCCGAUGCCAACGAGAGUUGAUUAUGGUCUUGUUUUGUUAAUCAAUGUCUAAUUAAUAGUUUAUAUAUCAUUUCAGGCCUAAAGAAAGACCUGCAAUAGGCAGAUUUAGCUCUUGCAUAAUGUAUGUUUAAUUAUCAUACACAUUUGUAUCAUUCACUUUUGGUUUUGUACAUAAUCUAGUCAGCAUUUUGCUCAACAUAAUUCUCACAGGAGUGUUAAUAUAUUGUGAGGUUUUAAAUGAUGAUUUUAAAGAAUUCUUUUUGCAAAGAGUUUUCCAUGUACCAGUUAGCAUAAACCUUGAUGAAUAUCCGUCCAUGCACUCUUAUUCAUUGUAGUAUGCCUUACACAGCCGUAAAUGAACACUAAUAUCAGUUGAACUUACUUAAAGGGGCAUUAUGGCAGAUUAGAUAAAGAGUUGAAAGUUCUUGCUGUAAUAGUUACAAAAUAGAAAACAUAAAGAGAAUAUGCUGAAAAUUAUUUCAGUCAAAUUGCUUCACUCUGAACCGAGAUAUUAGCGAUUGAAUUUUAGGCCUAGUCUUUAUCAUCAUUACUAAAGUCGGUACAAUAAAAAACUAAAGUCUUGAUUAUCCAUUUUGAGGUUAGUCAUUCAUCACAAAAUGUAUUCAAAUCCAGUAAAUAUAUCAGGCUAGCGAUGACAUAGAGAGUGGAUUAUGAUCUGGAUAAGUUAAUUAAUGUCUAAUUAAUAAUUUAGAAAAGAUUAUAGGUCUAAAGAAAGACUUGCAAUAGGCAGAUUUAGCACUGGCAUAAUGUAUGUUUAUGUGAAUGUUCAACCUCAAAUGAGUAUGUAACAGCUAUCAUUUAUGUGCUAGUAUUUGAUUAUAAAUAGUCAUGAAUGUAAUGUUCUCUUUUUAUCUAUCAAAUAAUGAAGCUCUUUAAAAAAUCUGAAUUGUAGUAAUAUUUAUCUCAAGUAUUAAAAUGAUCAAAAAACACAAAACUUUUUUGGGGGAUGCCCCGCCAAUCUAUUUUAGCCAUCUACAGCUCUGUCUGUAGUUGCCAUGAGUCACAAUUGUUUUUGUUAUUAUUAUUGUUAUAUUUAUUGUAUUUGUUUUAUGGAAUAUUAUU